Molecule: messenger RNA, 791 nt
Organism: Aspergillus homomorphus CBS 101889
Lineage: Eukaryota; Fungi; Ascomycota; Eurotiomycetes; Eurotiales; Aspergillaceae
Exons: 1
Coding region: 93-791 (232 amino acids)
Molecular function (GO): acyltransferase activity, transferring groups other than amino-acyl groups
Source: RefSeq, a predicted model, not a curated record
CCAAACCGCACAACCAAGCCCACUCCAACGCGUUCGCAAGCCAAAACACAGAAACCCUCACACAGACAGACAGAAGUCCCAGACCAAGAACCAUGACGCCACCCCCGUGCCAGCUGAGGCCAAUCAACCUCCACGACCCAUCCGACUUCACCGAGAUGCAGCGCCAGCGCCAGAUCUGCGGGUGGGACCACGAGGCCCCCAAGAUCGAGAGCUGGAGAAACAAGCAAGACGAAGGCCUGAAGGGGUUCUACUGGGUGUGUAUUCCCGACCCCAGCAGCGGCAGCAGCAGCAGCAGCAGCAGCAGCAGCAGUAUCGCCACCACCUCCUCCUCCACAAUCCGCGCAGGACACAUCUCCCUAGACGCCUACAGCGACCCGCCGGACGCCGACCUCGCGCGCGCCGACCGCUCGGUCCUCACCGUGCAGACGCUGUUCAUCCUCCCGGAGUACCGGGGCCUGGGGCUGGGCCGGCGCGCCAUGGACCUGGUCGAGGAAAAGGCGCGCACGCAGGAACCGAAGUGCCGGUACCUGGCGCUCACGACGCUGAGCGAGCGGCAUUUUGUGGAUGAGUCGCCUGAGGGCACGGGUGUGUGGGCGCGCACCGGCUCCGCGCCGCCGCGCAUGGGCUGUAAUCAGUGGUGGUAUGCGCGGCGCGGGUACGUGUUUUGGAAGGAGGAGCCCCGGUGGACGGAUAAAGGGUUGGAUGGGUCGGAGGUGGCGUUUUAUGCGGCGUUCAUGCGGAUGGAUGUUCGGGCGGGGGUGGAGGGGGAGGGAGGGAAGGUGGUUGUUUAG